This is a messenger RNA of Branchiostoma belcheri (Belcher's lancelet), 541 nucleotides long. Its product is annotated as pre-miRNA 5'-monophosphate methyltransferase-like. Gene Ontology annotation, cellular component: cytoplasm. The record is from RefSeq and is a predicted model, not a curated record. Gene Ontology annotation, biological process: miRNA metabolic process; negative regulation of pre-miRNA processing. The coding region runs from base 11 to 541 and encodes 176 amino acids. Lineage: Eukaryota; Metazoa; Chordata; Leptocardii; Amphioxiformes; Branchiostomatidae. The transcript is spliced from 4 exons. Gene Ontology annotation, molecular function: RNA methyltransferase activity; O-methyltransferase activity.
AGUCACCAACAUGGCCGCCGAUCCUGAGUUCCAGCCCGGAGCCGCGCCUUUCGGCAAUUUUAUCAACUAUUACAGCUUCAACCCUCCAGAAAAUAGGCUCAAACUGUUACCAAAGGAGUUCUACACUAUUAUCAGAAGAAAUUGUAAAGAUAAGCCGCUCAUCGGGCUGGAUAUAGGGUGCAACACUGGGGUAGGUUUGGUGUGUCGUCUGCUAGCAUACUUCAGUACAACAGUCUCACAACCCACCCAGCACACAGACUUCCACAUGCUGGGCUGUGAUAUUGACAACAUUCUAAUCCAGCGUGCCACAGAGAACCACCGGCACACAGACCACCUCACAUUCCAGACUCUGGACUACAUGGACACAGAGCAGAGACAGGAGAGUCUGGGCUCGUAUCUGCAGAGAUUCAGCCGUACCAAGUUUGACGUGACGUUCUGUUUCUCUGUGACGAUGUGGAUCCACUUACAGAACGGGGACAGUGGGCUCAGGGACUUCCUCAGGUCUGUCUCCAGUAAUACCUGGAACUUUACAUUGGUGUAA